CGGCUCCGGCAGUUGAGUACGUGAAUUUGAGCGCGCCGGUUGUCUGAGCUGCGCGCAAAGUGAACGAGAAAGCGGAGGAUUAACUAGUAAACUAACGGCUCGUAUUAAAACCACGACAACGCAUAGUGACUAUCAAUAAAAUGCCAUUAAACUCAAUGCCAGCCACUUUCAAAUAGUUAACAAAUAAUAAAAACAAAAACGAAAUAAUCAUAGUGCAAUUACAAAAACAAAACAAAAAAAAUACACACGAAGCUAAGCGAAAAAUGUACCCGCAAUCAAAAGUGCCACCGGUUCGACCGCGUUCCAGUUUAUCAACAGACGAUCAUCAUUAUCGCAUACGUGACUGUGAUGCACGACAUGUACGCAAAAAACCGAAUAACGCGUUCAUAACACUUGUCGGUUUCUGUUUGGUACUUUUCGUGCUGUGCGUAUUCCUACUGGGUGCGCUCAUUUACGUCGGUAGAAAUAUUGUGAACGCGCCCGCUUAUACGUCAACAGCUGUGGCAACACCGACAGCCGGCGAAUAUAUGACAAACGAACAGCUGAUAUUACCAGCAAAUUUAUCAAUUUUGCGAAUUAGAACAACAACGGAUUAUUCCACAUCCUCGGCGACGCAUUCAACGUCCAAUAUGAAUAUGAAAUCAGCAACUUUAGCUAUUGAACCAGCCAUAGCAGCCGCUUCCAAAGUAUUGCAGAAAUUAAGUUUUCGUCUGCCAAAAGAAAUUCGACCACAUCAGUAUAAAUUACUAUUGCAACCCGAUUUGGUGAAUAAAACAUAUCAAGGCAGUAUUACAAUUAAAUUGGAAGUGUUGAAACCAAUUUCUUAUAUACCAGUACAUGCGAAAACAUUGAAUGUAACCACAGAAGAGGUUGUUCAGUUGAGUGAAGCUGGUGCGCCACUUAAUAAACUGACGCCCACUCUGACCUUUGCACACCCAGCUUUGGAAUAUUGGGUGACGGAAUUCACAGAUCCUUUACAAGUUGGCAACUAUUCAUUGCGAUUGGCAUUUAACGGUUCGCUAACUGACCGUAUUGUUGGCUUUUAUGCGUCUUCAUAUUUGGAUACCAAAACAAAUCAGCGCAGAUGGAUAGCCACCACAAAAUUCGAACCGACUUAUGCGCGCACUGCCUUCCCUUGCUUUGAUGAACCGGCGCUGAAGGCCUCCUUUAUCAUCACAGUAGUACGCCCCACCAAUGGUGGUUAUCAUGCGCUGUCCAAUAUGCCUGUUCAAGAUGAAGUAGUGAACGGUGAUAUUACAGAAGUAACAUUCCAACAAAGUGAACCGAUGAGCACCUAUUUAGCCUGUGUGAUUGUAUCUGAUUUUGCUUCUCAAUCUAAGACCGUUAAUGGUACCUUAUCGGAUGCUCAAGAUUUUGAGAUGCGCGUUUUCGCAACAUCCAAUCAAAUUGAGAAGGUUUCUUAUGCUUUAGAAACCGGUGUGGGCAUUACGGAAUAUUACAUUGACUAUUUUAGAGUAACAUAUCCGUUGCCCAAACUGGACAUGGCUGCCAUACCAGAUUUUGUAUCGGGUGCUAUGGAGCAUUGGGGAUUGGUGACAUACCGUGAGACUGCGCUGCUGUAUGAUCCAACAAUCAGUUCGAGUGCAAAUAAGCAGCGUGUCGCUACAGUAGUGGCGCAUGAAUUGGCACAUAUGUGGUUCGGAAAUUUGGUGACCAUGAAAUGGUGGAAUGAUUUGUGGUUAAAUGAAGGUUUCGCCAGCUAUAUUGAGUACAAGGGUGUGAAUAAAGUGCAUCCCGAAUGGGCUAUGCUGGAUCAAUUCAUUGUUGCUGAUCUGCAUGAUGUACUCGAACUGGACGCCACGUUGGCAUCACAUCCCAUUGUGCAGACGGUGGAGAGUCCUGCGCAAAUCACAGAGCUUUUCGAUAGUAUUACAUAUUCGAAAGGCGCCUCCGUUAUACGUAUGCUGGAAGAUUUGGUGGGUGAGGAGAAAUUCCGCAAUGCUACCACGAACUACCUUACUAAAUUCUACUAUGCCAAUGCUGAGACAGACGAUUUCUUAACCGAAAUUGAAGCAUUUGAAUACGAUUUCGAUGUGAAAUUAAUUAUGCAAACAUGGACCGAACAAAUGGGUUUGCCGGUUGUUGAGGUUAAGAAAGAUGGCAAUACGUAUACGCUUACACAAAAGCGCUUCCUGGCAAAUCCAGAAGACUACAGUGCCGAUUUUGAAGUAUCCAAGUUCAACUACCACUGGUCCAUACCAAUUACAUAUUACACCAGCGAAAACGCUGAGGUUGCACGCACAAUUUUCAAUUACAACGAUAAUGAAGUUAAAAUAACGCUAAGUAACGCUGUCGAUUGGAUUAAGAUCAAUAAAAAUCAAGUCGGUUAUUAUCGUGUAAAUUAUGCACCCGAACAAUGGCAAGAACUGACAAAUGCGCUGAUUAGUGCACGUGGCCGGUUUAGCAAUGCCGAUCGUGCGCAUCUCAUCAAUGAUGUCUUCUCCUUAGCCGAUGCCGCACAAUUGGAAUAUGGUAUUGCACUGAACUUGUCACUCUACUUGGAAAAUGAACUGGAUUAUGUACCAUGGAGUGUUGCCAGUGCGCGCCUUUCAGAUAUCAGAAGUCUACUCUACUAUACAGAUUCAUAUCGUGACUUUGUCGUCUUCGGACGGAAAUUACUUGCGCAGGCUUAUGAAAAUGUUGCGUGGAAUGUUAGCGGCGAUCAUUUGGACAAUUUGGUACGUGUUAAAAUACUAAGUUUAGCUGGUCGUUUCGAAUACAAACCAAUGUUAACUGAAGCCGCCACACGCUUUACGGAGUGGUUAAGCAAUCCCAGCGUAAGACCCGAUCCUGAUAUACGCACGAUUGUAUAUUAUUAUGGCAUGCAAAGUGUGGGCAAUGAAGAUUAUUGGAAUCAAGUGUGGGAAUUGUUUAUCAGCGAGUCGGAUGCGCAAGAGAAAGUCAAAUUAAUGGAAGCUUUAGCGGCGGUGAAUUCACCAUGGAUUUUGCAACGUUACAUCAAUUUGGCCUGGAAUGAGAGCUAUGUACGCGGCCAAGAUUACUUCACUUGCCUUACCUACAUUUCUAACAAUCGCAUUGGUCAAAGUUUAGUGUGGGAUUAUGUACGCGAGAAUUGGCCACGUUUAGUUGAACGUUUUGGCAUCAACGAACGUUAUCUCGGCCGUUUAAUACCAUCAAUUACGGCAAGGUUUGUUACACAAACAAAAUUGGAAGAAAUGGAAGCAUUCUUUGCGAAAUAUCCUGAAGCGGGUGCUGGCACAGCUGCACGCAAGCAAGCAUUAGAAACAGUCAAAUUCAAUAUUAAAUGGCUGCAGCAGAAUAAGGCGCAAAUAACUCAAUGGUUGGCCGAGCAAAAAGCGGCAGAUGCAAGGGCGAGCAUUGAAUACUCUACAACAACAACAGAAGCUACUCGCAUCUAAAGCGUCGCUACAGCAUUUGUUAUUGUUCCACCCAAAGUCAUCAUAGCGUGAAUUUAUGAAAGCUUUUGUUUAUUUUUAUAUAAAUAUAAAUAGUAUUUUAACAGAUGUAUGAAUUUAUGUAAAUACUUUGAUGAAAGUGUAUAUAUUGUUAACUUUUAUUGAAGUCGAAAAUUGGAAAUGAAGACAAUAAAAUGGAAUUGUUUGUACAAUUACAAGAAUUUGUUGCGAAA
This is a messenger RNA of Bactrocera latifrons, 3631 nucleotides long. RefSeq names its product glutamyl aminopeptidase-like. The transcript is spliced from 11 exons. The record is from RefSeq and is a predicted model, not a curated record. Gene Ontology annotation, biological process: peptide catabolic process; proteolysis. Lineage: Eukaryota; Metazoa; Arthropoda; Insecta; Diptera; Tephritidae. Gene Ontology annotation, molecular function: zinc ion binding; peptide binding; metalloaminopeptidase activity. Gene Ontology annotation, cellular component: cytoplasm. The coding region runs from base 264 to 3401 and encodes 1045 amino acids.